AUGGAGACCGUUCGGAAUAUCUCAAAUCCCAUAUCGCCAGCGAUGCUAGGACCAUCAAAGUGGCUCGCCCUCUAUGAAGACUUCGUUACCAAGAACUCCAGCUCCGUUGGACAGGUCGAGUCCGCCUUGCGGUCGCUGACCUACAUCAUCCCUGGACGCUAUCGUGAAUCUGAAGUCGCCUCAGAAUGUGUCCAUUCUGGUGUCCAGCUCCUGUCCCUUUACCAUGACUCCCUCGUAGCGAAAGUCAUCUCACGGCUUCCAUCAACUGUUGCCAGACCGACGCCGACCCCUCAUUCACGAUAUACCAAGUACUGGACCUCCCGCUCCUCGUUGUAUCGUCAGGUAGCCCUUGCGCUCCAGAUGCUCCAAUAUACAGAGCUCCUUUGGGAAAUGGCAGCGCGUCGGCGCGGGCAGAAGACUAGAUGGCGUGUCGUCGUCUUCAUCGAAUUUGCCAAAGCACGCGAAGUUGACCCUAGAACGAUGGAGCAGCCGGAAGAGGAGCAGAGCGACUGGAAUGGAAUGGAGACCCCCACCAGCGAAAAGUCAUCCGACUUGAACUGGACGAUGCCUCGAACUGGUCUUUCGCUCCCAUCACUUCCGGACGUCAAUGACGUUUCAAACUAUCUCAUUUCCAAAGUUCUCACUGCCGACGACAUCAAGCCCCCGAAAACGCUUCUGCAUCGAGUUACCGGCCAAGGGCAGCUGGCGGAGGUUCUUUAUAUUCUGCGACCGGUAGUCUAUGCUCUGGCGAUGCAGAAAUGGAGCAAGGAUAAGCGAAGCUGGCGGCCCUGGCUGAUCGGCUUUGGAAUGGAGUAUGGCUGUCGACAACUCGCUAAGCGGGAUUUCCGCGAACGUGUUGCAGGAGGUCUUCGAGGCUUGACUGGACUUGAGCGUGAGGAGUUGAGAAAGCGCGGAUGGUCCAUGGGGUGGUGGUUGAUGCGGGGUGCCUUUUACGAGAACAUUACCAAGUCAUGGCUGCACAGUCUUACUGGCAAGAUGAAGGGCAAGCCGCUGUUGGACCUGGUAGGCAGCGUGGUGGAGGACUACGAAUACCUGUGGGAUAACUACUACUUUUCAACUGCGACGCUGUGA
Penicillium waksmanii is the source of this 1092-nucleotide messenger RNA. RefSeq names its product peroxisomal membrane protein PEX16. Gene Ontology annotation, cellular component: peroxisomal membrane. Gene Ontology annotation, biological process: peroxisome organization. The coding region runs from base 1 to 1092 and encodes 363 amino acids. The record is from RefSeq and is a predicted model, not a curated record. NCBI's taxonomy places the organism in Eukaryota, Fungi, Ascomycota, Eurotiomycetes, Eurotiales, Aspergillaceae. The transcript has 5 exons.